AUGAGCUGCAACUCCUCCUCUGAGCCUUUGAAAAAGACGGAGUAUUUCAGCACCCUUUGUAAGUUGACGCAUCUGAGCCCAAAGAAGCCCAUUCCUCUGCAGAGCAUCAUACAGCUGUACAGACAGGGCGUGCUCACAGGAAGCCUCAACUACUACAGAGCCAUUCUCAAAACACGAAACAUUGUGUAUGCUUCAAUACGCAAAAGCAUGUACAAAAUAAUGAAUGGACAGGACCAAGACGGACUGAAAAUAACAAUAUACGAAGAGCUAUACAAGGCGAACCUUGUCACAGACGAUGAAAUACUUGAAAUAUUCAAGGAGUUUUCAAGAGUGCAUCCAAACGAAAUAUUCACAGCCCUGGAGAACCAAAACAGUUUUUUACUGAAGCUGUGCCGGCUGAUAAAAACAGACUUUUCUGAAAGUAUUUGUGUCAUUGCAAGAACAAUGCUCGAAUCAAACAUAAACAGCUUGCUGGAGUACAUCAACAAGAGACAGCACUCGAAGACGCUUAAGUAUUUGAUCAAAGACAUAGAAGGGAUGGCGUAUCUGAAGGAGAACAUUCUAGCCAAUUUGACCAACACAGCAAACACAUUGGAGGGACUUAAGGAAAUGCUCAACAGAACAAUCUCUCUGCACAUCAGCCUGACAAAAAUUGACUUUACUCUUGUUCUUCUUGCACCGGUGAUGGAGUACAUAAAAGACACAAUCACAGAAAAGCUGGAAUGCUUCGGAACAGAAGCCGCUUCAGAGGUUUUGUUUGCCGUUAUUUCUCAGAGAUCGUCAGAGCUUGUUGAAAAUGUGGAGGAGACAGGCGCAGGAAAUGAAAAGGCAAAGCUGCAGCUGCAAGGAGAUAUUUUAGACUUUUUGCUUUCUCUGCUGUCCUACGACAGCAUGAUGCAGACGCUGGCUCUGAGCAUAUCAAGAGACUUUAUUCUGAAAAGAUCGCACAGACAAGAGCUGCUGAACAUCCUGGAAAGCAAGCUAGGGUUUUACAGGGCCUCCAGCAUAGGAAUUAUAAAGAAAGAUUUUGAGUAUUUUUCGAACAUCGAGAUUUCUGAGUCAAAAGUGUAUCAAGACGUGGUGGGAAGCACUUGCAUACCAAAGGACAUCUUUUCGAAAAAUAAGAGGCCAAACAUAAACCACUUUACUCUCUCUGAGCACUACUGGCCAGAGACCAACUACCAGGCAUGGGACGAUCUGCCUACAACAGUCUGUUCUCCGGGCAUUUAUAAAAGUAAAAAAACAAACACGAAUGUGCACAGACAGAUAACUCUAGAGUACUCGAAAAGCCACACGUAUUUAGACAUAACGGUGGAGAUGCACGGCGCAUCCAUUGACGUUUCUGUUCCCAUAAGCUACGUUGAGUAUCUGUACAAUAGAGAGAGCCUGACGGAAGAUGAAGCAGCAGUAAUUAAAGAGUUCUGGAGCCAUUUAGAAAAAAAACAAAUCCAAAAACAAAAGUGUAGCGAAGUGUAG
Messenger RNA from Nematocida minor, 1476 nucleotides. RefSeq lists its product as uncharacterized. The record is from RefSeq and is a predicted model, not a curated record. Bases 1 to 1476 code for a protein of 491 amino acids. Lineage: Eukaryota; Fungi; Microsporidia. The transcript has a single exon.